AUGACGACGGAGAUCCACAGAUUGAUGGUUAGUGAUUCCCCCCGGACUAAAGCAUAUGCUGACAACAACAACAAGCACUUGUUUAAUGACAAGAUUGUCAUGGAUGUUGGAGCAGGCACAGGUAUUUUGUCACUGUUCAUGGCUUCUGCCGGUGCCAAAAAAGUAUAUGCUGUUGAAGCAAGUGGCAUAGGCGUGGUUAUUCAGAAAGUAGCCGAGGACAAUGGCUUUGGAGAUGUUAUCAAAGUGUAUCAUGCUAAAGUAGAAGAUAUAUCUCUCUCGGAAAAUGAAAAAGUGGAUGUUAUUGUAUCUGAGUGGAUGGGCUUUUAUUUAUUACACGAGUCUAUGUUAAAUUCGGUAAUAUGGGCAAGAGAUAACUUUCUUGCAGAUGAUGGGACAGUCUUUCCAUCAGAAGCAAGAAAAUAUGCUUGUCCAUGCUCAAUAACAUCCUUUUAUAAAGAACAAAUAAGCUUUUGGGGCAGUGUUUAUGAGUUUAACAUGUCUGCUGUAAAAAAAUAUGCCUUAAAAUCUAAAAUGACCAAGCCAUAAGUGUGUCUUGUUCCAGAAUCCGAUUUGCUAGCAGACCCAGUCUGUGUUAAAAAGUUUAAUCUACGAUGGGUGUCAGAAGAUGAUGUAAAGUUUUUUCAAGAGACAGCCUUUGCUGGUAUCACUAAACCUGGAAGUUAUCAAGGACUCUGUUUCUGGCUUGAAUGUGAUUUUGAUGGCAUAGACCAUGAUGAAGAUGGACAAGCAUUUGGAACAUUGACAACUCUCUCAACUUCUCCAUUCAGUCCACCUACACACUGGAAACAAAUAGUUGUUGUUCUUGGGUAUGGAGAUGAAAAUAACCAACAAAUGGAAUUAACAUGUGAAGAAGACAUAGACUGUAAUGAAGAUUUAAAUAUUGGCACUGAGAAUGUGGGAAAUUCAUCUCAUGAUAAGGAAGAGAAACUUGAUAUUGUGAAUGAUAACCAGGAAAGUGUCUGCCCUGAAGGACAGGAUGAGUGUAGAACACCAAAUAUGCCAGAUGGAACUUUUGAUGAGAUAAGUCUGUCCAGCCUUAAUAAUAGAGUAGAAACUGACGAGGUAGUUGGCUGGAAGAUUACAUUAGCUCAGUGUGAGAACAAUAUGCGCCAUUAUACCAUGACUGUUGAAAUGUUAGAUCCUGAGACAGAGGAGCAUCCAGUGCCAUGUUCCUGCCCAAGACCACAGUGCCUCAUCAUUAGCAAGAUGUUAGAGAAAGAAGAAAUGGAAAAUGAGGAUACAGAUUCCUCAUAGGUUUAUACUGCACAUUAAAAACAAAUUGUUUCUCAUCACUUGCUAACUUUUAUAAACUUAAAAUGUUUACCCCUCAGAUACAUUGUCAUUUCAUAAACUGUCCAUGACAAAAGAUCCUUGUUAUCCAGCUUCGCCUCUUCAAGGGGGGCUCCUUGGCGUGGUGAAGAGGCUCAUGGUCUGAGGAAUUAGACCUGUCGAUGUGAUAGAAACUUUGUGAUCUUUGAAGGUGAGAUUUUCUGACAUUAUCACUCCAAAGUCCUUCACAUUAGUUUUUUGCUCAAUUGUUUAGUCAGAAUUUGUUUUAUGCCUCAAACAUCAUUGCUAACUCUACUAUUUUCUAUUCUGUUGUUACAUUAUUUAUGGUGUUUGUACCUAUCACCUAAAACCCAUCGUUAUUCAAAAUCUGCUGUUAGAAUGAUCACUCAAUCAAGUUUCAAAAUACACACACAUUCCCUAUUCAAAAGAUUGUAUUUGCUCAGUAUACAAAAUAUCCACAUUUACUACUAUGCAUACAAUGUAUAAAAGACACUCAGUUCAAAUAUUAACCCAGUGCUUAAACUCAUCUUGGAGAGCUUCAACAGAAUGCAUACACAGGAUGCAAGUAUUUCUUUGAUAUACCCUUUAUUGGAUUUGAUCUGUUUAGAAACUUCAUGCGGAUAAAAGGUCCUAAAAUAUGGAACACUGCCUGAAGAUGUGAAAGGUUUCCUAUCUACUAACUGCUUCAAAAAUAGUUAAAACAACACCUAAAUAUACUGUAAAUCUUACACUGAUUGAUUGUAAGUCUAAUACAGCCUCUCCUCACCAAGUGAUGUACUCAUUUACCGAUGCCUCGGACUUAUGAUGGGGUCUCUGGUCAGUAUUUAUACCUAAAUAAUGUAUAUUAAAGCUGAUUUUCUCUAUUCUUUUUAUUUCAAUAUACAGUACACUACUGUAUAAACAUUUAAAAAUAUACCAUAAAUGUUAUAAAUGGUGCAAAGGUGACAUUAAAACAAUAUCAAAGAUGGUUGACACAAAUCCACUACCAUUAUAGAAUGCUCCUCACUUAGCGACAAAUUCGUUUAACGAUGUGGUCUUAGGAACGUAACUCCGCUGUUAAGUGAGGAGAGGCUGUAUUUCUAUUGUUACCUAUUUUCCCAGUUCCAGUUAGCAUUCAUGCUAAUGCAUCAUUGAUAGUCACCAUAACAUUCCUACCACCCAAUAAUUGAAAUAAUGAAACUUGUCAGUCCAGUCAAGAUUACUGUCCCUUUAUAUCAACUUUAUACAGUAUUAAACAGCAUUCAAGCAGUCCAAACCUUCAGUAUAGUGUUAAGACUGUCAGGCUGCCUGAAAUGCUCUGCAUAACUAGGGACUGCCCAUUAAGUUUGUAAUUUUUUGUUUAACACACCGGCCAUUGGUCACCAAGGCUGGGUGACUUGAAAAAGAAGAAACAAAAGUGUUUCUUCUUUUUACAUUUAGUAAUUCGUGCAGGAAAUGGGUUACUAUCCCAUUGCUCCUGGCAUUUUAGUCGCCUCUUAUGACACGCAUGGUUUACAGGGAAAAUCCUUUUCCACUUCCCCAUGUAGAACUUUGCAAUACAUAUAUGAUACUUAUUUUUAAAAACUUUUAGAAACAAAAAUUUAUAUUUCAAUUUCAAGAUGGGGCAGAUUCAUGUAUCAUAAGUUAUGUAAAAUCUUCCCUAUUUUUUUUUUUUUUUAUAAUUUGUUAUGACUGAACCCAGUAAAAGGAUUAUUUUUAUACAAAUAUGUGGUGGCACUAGGGCUGAGGGAGGGGUGGUAGAGAUACUACACCCCUCUUCCUCUACCCUCAUGACACCCAAUAAUUAUCCUAAAAAUCUCUUUUGUUGGGCUACACCACCCUUAGAAGCUGCCUUCCUCUAGAAUGAGUGCCUCAGGGAUUGCUCACCCACAGACCUUAGCUUUAGGGGUAGACCCAUCUUCCAGAUGAGAUGACAUAGGAAGUUGUUAUCUUUGAACAGCAAACACACAGGAACAACUUAGUUAACCUUUACAGUCAAAGACCCAUUAAUAUGGAAAUCUCUGCUAGCCAAAAUGGCUUAUGGCAUUAUCAAGGCUCACAGUUGUCCCACCACAAAAUGAUAGAUACCUAUAUUGUUGAACAUACUAACUAUUGUUUGGAAGUUAGGAGGUGGUGCAGGAUUACCAAAACUGUUGUCCAGAGGGCUGAGGAAGGGUUGUUGAGGUGGUUCGGACAUGUAGAGAGAAUGGAGCGAAACAGAAUGACUUCAAGAGUGUAUCAGUCUGUAGUGGAAGGAAGGCGGGGUAGGGGUUGGCCUAGGAAAGGUUGGAGAGAGGGGGUAAAGGAGGUUUUGUGUGCGAGGGGCUUGGACUUCCAGCAGGCAUGCGUGAGCGUGUUUGAUAGGAGUGAAUGGAGACAAAUGGUUUUUAAUACUUGACGUGCUGUUGGAGUGUGAGCAAAGUAACAUUUUAUGAAGGGGUUCAGGGAAACCGGCAGGCCGGACUUGAGUCCUGGAGAUGGGAAGUGCAGUGCCUGCACUCUGAAGGAGGGGUGUUAAUGUUGCAGUUUAAAAACUAGUGUAAAGCACCCUUCUGGCAAGACAGUGAUGGAGUGAAUGAUGGUGAAAGUUUUUCUUUUUUGGGCCACCCUGCCUUGGUGGGAAUCGGCCAGUGUGAUAAUAAUAAAAAAAAAACUAACUAACUAUUGUAUUAACCCUUUCAGGGUUUCGGAUGUACUAGUACGGCUUACGCACCAGGGUUUUUGAUGUGCUAGUACGCCUAAAUUCUAGCGCCCUCAAAUCUAGUGAGAGAAAGCUGGUAGGCCUACAUAUGAAAGAAUGGGUCUAUGUGGUCAGUGUGCGCAGUAUAAAAAAAAUCCUGCAGCACACAGUGCGUAAUGAGAAAAAAAAACUUUGACCAUGUUUUUGGAUUAAAACAGUGACUUUGCACUGUAUUUUCGUAUGGUAUUUAUUGUUGUAUUCUAGUUUUCCUGGUCUCAUUUUAUAGAAUGGAAGACAUAUUACAGAAAUUGAGAUGAUUUUGACUGGUUUUACAAUGAAAAGUACCUUGAAAUUGAGCUCAAAAUAGCAGAAUUGUUCGAUUUUUACCAAAGUUCAAAAGUAAAUAAGUCAUGCUAAGCGUCCAAUACACGUCAACUGGUGAGUCUAACAUUCUUUCACACGUGCGCUGAUAUUAUUUAUACCAUUUCUACACUAAUGCAGUAGUCUGCAUAACAGUAAAUCUUCAAUUUUUUGUGAGAAUAAAAAUUCAAAGUGGAAAGCAAAAGAAUGUAAGAGGGGCAUGGGGAUGUGACUAAUGAACAGAGGAAAUGUUAUUUUAGUGCCAGGAAUGUCUUUCUUGUUUAUUCUGGACCCUAUUUGGAAAUUGGCAUCUUUUGAAAUUUGUGUGAAAUUGGCAAAAUUGCUAAAUUCUGACCCACUGUAUUGGAUAGUUGAAAUUGGUAAAUGGGUGGUUUCUUGUACUCAUUCGAUAGAAAAAAUGGAGUUCUAGCGAAAUAGUUAUGAUUUUUGUCGACUAGUACACUGGAAUUGUGCCGAAAAUAGGGCUCAAAGUGGGCAAAAUCGCUGAUGCUUAAACAUCGUCGAGACCGCUAACUUCGCGAGAGCAUAAUUCCAUAAGUUUUCCAUCAAAUUUCAUACUUUUGAUGUCAUUAAGAUUGGGAAAAGAUUCUCUAUCUUUUCAUAAGAUUUUUGAAAUUUGAGCAACCCUGAGAACAAGUCUGGGAGAGGGCCUGGGGACCCUGAAAGAGUUAAAGGGCAUUGGUAAGUAUUUUAUGCAAAUUAUUUUAAUCUUAGUCAUGUACCAUACAUAAGUCAUUAAAGUAAAGCUGCAUUUUUUAAAUGAAGUAGGGAGUAGAAAACAACUAUGAAAAAAAAAUCACAUUUUAUCUGAAUCAUACUAUAUAAUCAGACCUCUGAUGACAAAGGAUGCAAAAGUUGGAGAUGUGUUUUGUUUUAAAACACAAAAAUAAAUAAAAGAAUUUACAAUGAGUGGAAAAUACUAUACAGUAUUUACACUAAGCUUAUCUAUACAUCAAAUGAAGUACAGAUUAAAUUACAUUACAGUAUUACUUACAAAUGAAAAAGAUAUACUUUGUGCCUUCAAAAAAAAAAAAAAAUUUCCAGCCUAAGGUAUUUUUUUUAGGGAGCCAUGUGGUUAGUUCAUCAUAACACAGCAGUUAGUGGUGAUUCAACUCAAUGAAUGGAAGAUGCACAUUUGCAAUUCAGUCACUUUUCUUUCUGGAUAAAAAUGACGAUGCUUUUUACAUGUCAAUAAAUUCAGAUUUCUGACAUUGCCUAUAUGAGGCUUCACAUAUGAUACUGGAAUGAUGAAGACAUGAGUGGCACUGCACUCUCUGUAAGUGGAGAAGAGUUGUGAUGUGACACAAUAUAACACUACAGAUUCCCUGAGCUGUGUGUGUCUUUCCAUGAGUACAGCUUGUCAGUCUCUAAAAUACAGCUUCAAGUAACAUUAUUUUGUACAGAUUUUCCUCAAUAAGUCAGUAUUUAGUAUACUGUACACAGUGAUAAUACAUACAUUAAUAUAUAAUGCAUUAUUUGUAUUGUAAAAUACAAUGGAAGGUGUGGCCACUGAGAAUACAUACAAUUUACAACAAGUAUCCUCUAAUUUACAUUUCACAUACAUCAGAGCACCUACAGACUAGGUCAAUAUCAUUAUUACACUCGUGAGAUCUUUUACAUCAUAAAACCAACAGGCUCAUUUUAUGUACAUUAAAUAUUGCCUUAGCUAUCAUUAAAAUGAAAUGAUACUAAUCUUAACAGCUAAAUAUAUUAACUCUACUAUUUGGGUACCCUUACACAUCCAGUUGUGGCAGUGCGAGUGGUUCUCAGGACAAUACAGAAUGGCAAUAGCGCUCUGGUGACUGUGGAUAACUACUACACUGUAUGGGUCUCUUCUUUUCUACCAAACACAAUUCAUGUCAUGUAUACAAUCAUACACACAUGGAACAGUACUACACUCACACAGUUAUGAAAGACUUUUUAUAUAUACAUUUUUUCAUUUUAUACUUUUUAAUAUAUUUUUCCUUAAUCCUAAGUUUCUCACUUUAGUAUCUGAAAAACAAAAGUUCACCUACAAAUCAAAUAAAGACCUGGACUAUCUAACUUGUGACAUUAGAUGAGAAUUAAUGCUGUAUGCCCAGAACACUGAAGACAUAAAUAAAGGCAUUUCACGGUAAACCUAACUAGCCCAAGUUGUGUAUUAAAAGAAUAUUAUUUAAAUACACUUUUGUAUGCUGUUUUAUCCAAACAAAUUCAAGUGUACAUGUACAUUACAUUUAAAUAACUGGCAUAAGGAGAUUCAAAUCUGAAAUACUAAGAGGUGUUCAAAGACAACAGAUUAGAACCAGACAUAUGGUAAGGACUGUUGACAAAGAUGGACAAAGAAGAGCACACAAAACUAAGCUUUUGUUGUAGACAGUGUUUUGCCUGGGAUAAACAUAAUCACAUUUAUUGAACAAAACAGCAAAAAACAGGCCUAAACACCCCUUCUAUAUAAAAUCAGUGGAGUACCAUAUAUAGCCUUGUAUUUUUGUGCUUUAUUGAACAAUCUUUAAAAAGUUCAUUCCAAGAAAAAAACACUGGCCUUGUAUGAAACUUCUCUUCAGAGUACAGGCUAUAAAAAACAUCGGAGUACAGGUGUCCCUGGCUUUAUGCAUUGUGUGUGUUCCAGGACCAUGGUUGCCGUACCAAGUUCAAUCCAGCCAUCAAUGAAAAUAAAAACUAUUUCUAGAACUUACAACAGUUAUAAUUAAAAUACUCAUAAUUACCGUAUUUUGCAGCAUAUAAGACUCACAAUACAGUAGUUAUUAAAAGAUACAAAACAAUAAUUAUACAUAAUGAAGAUCUUUAAUAUAUUGUGAAUCAUAAUGAUUGCAUAUUGUAACUGUAUUGUGCAUGCAUGGAAUUAGUGGUAAAAAUGGGACCAUCUAAUAGUAAACUCAGACACUAUGAACCUACACAAAACAAGGGACACCUGAUAUAACAUUAUCAUCUUGCAUGAAGCUUUUAAAUUUUUGUUGUAAUUAAAAAAAAAAAUAAUAUGAUAAUUAACCCUUAAACUGUCCAACCGUAGAUCUACGUUUUUUCAA
Messenger RNA from Cherax quadricarinatus, 7380 nucleotides. The record is from RefSeq and is a predicted model, not a curated record. NCBI's taxonomy places the organism in Eukaryota, Metazoa, Arthropoda, Malacostraca, Decapoda, Parastacidae.